Molecule: messenger RNA, 1282 nt
Organism: Pseudonaja textilis
Lineage: Eukaryota; Metazoa; Chordata; Lepidosauria; Squamata; Elapidae
Source: RefSeq, a predicted model, not a curated record
GACCCCUCGCAAGGACGAGGGCGGGGAGGGGGGAAAGGGAAUCCCGUUCAUUUGCAUGCGAUGACGCAAUUCCCCAGGCCACGCCCUCCCCGCGGGGAGAUGCCCCUCCCCCGAUGCUCCGCGAACUCGGAAGUCUGGGAAGCGACGCGCUCCUCUUCCCUUUUAGUAGCUCUGCGGAGCCCUUUGGCCACGUUUCGCUUUCGUUUUCGCCCGGGCGGCGCAUGCGCGGAGCCUCUGCGGCGCUUCUGGCAAGUGCGGAGCCGGGCGGAGCAGGUGACGAGCAUGGAGACCCUCCCCGAGGAUGCCCUGAUUGCUGUGCUGGUGCUGGUGCCUGCCUGGGACCUGGUGCGUCACUGCCGGCUGGUCUGCUCCCUUUGGCGUGGGCUGGUAGACUUGCCUUCGCUCUGGAGGCUCAAGUGCCAGCGUGAGGGCUACUGGCCGGAGCCCCUGGACAGUCCCAUCCCGGACUGGCGGAAUUUCUAUUUCCUCUGCAGCCUGAAGAGGAACCUGAUCAAAAACCCCUGUGCUGAAGGCUUUGACGCCUGGGUGAAAGAAUGCGAUGGAGGCAACGGCUGGAAAAUCGAGCAGCUUCCGGGAAAUCACGGAAGAAAUAUCCCCCUUCCGCAUGUUCGGAAAUAUUUUGUGACGUCCUACGAGUCAUGCAUGAAGCAUCAGAUGAUCACCUUACGGGAUCACGGCUACUGGGAUCAAUUGAUGGACGAAGCUCGGCCUGAUAUCGUGGUGAGCGACUGGUACGCUGCGCGUUUCGACUGUGGCUGCCAGUACCACCUCUGUGUGAGGCUCCUGUCCAAAGACUACAUUGUUCUCCAGGAGUUUCUGCUGGAACCGGUUGUGAUCGAACAGUGGAGCGAUGCAGAAUGGCGCAAGGUGUCACACACGUUUCACAACUACCCUGCUGGCGUCCGCUACAUCUUAUUUGAACAUGGAGGCCAGGAUACGCUAUACUGGCAAGGCUGGUACGGGGUCAGAGUGACCAACAGCAGCCUCACCCUGGGCCCCCUAGUGGCAGAUUGAUGGCGAAGGGCUGCUUCGGUUGGGAUAGGACUGCAACUCCCAUUGUCCCCAGUCAAGUGGCUCUGGGGAAGGGCAGCCUAACCCUUGGACAUGGAAAGGAAGGAUUUGAAUUGUAGUCACUCCAAAGUUACAUCCUCUGGAUAUUUCUCUCUCGCUGAGAAAAAUAAACCCGCAAGAUAUUUAUCGAUAUAACAGAUAUUUCUCUCUCGCUGCUUCUGCAACUUCACUACGUCUGGAAAAGUUGUAU